This is a messenger RNA of Pungitius pungitius (ninespine stickleback), 3468 nucleotides long. RefSeq names its product tribbles pseudokinase 2 (gene trib2). Gene Ontology annotation, molecular function: protein kinase activity; mitogen-activated protein kinase kinase binding; ATP binding. Bases 783 to 1829 code for a protein of 348 amino acids. The transcript is spliced from 5 exons. NCBI's taxonomy places the organism in Eukaryota, Metazoa, Chordata, Actinopteri, Perciformes, Gasterosteidae. Gene Ontology annotation, cellular component: nucleus. Gene Ontology annotation, biological process: protein phosphorylation; positive regulation of proteasomal ubiquitin-dependent protein catabolic process; regulation of MAP kinase activity. The record is from RefSeq and is a predicted model, not a curated record.
UGGAAGUGCGUGCGCGUGCGUGCGUGCGCGUGUGUGUGUGUGUGUGCGCGCGCAGCUCAGCCGGCCUCCCCUCCGCACUUGAAUGGACUAGAUUCCCAGCCACGUAAGAAGCACAGCGGCGCACCGGCAGGAGGGGGGGAGAGAGAGAGGGAGAAAAAAAAGAGAGAGAGAGAGAGACAGAAGAGAGAGAGAGGAUGUCCUGUUAAAUCAAGGGAUAGGCCUGGGAAAGUCGGCCGGCCGUCCCUAUCCUGUCCUCAACAGCAGCUCCCGUACGAGACGGACGACACUUCUUUUUUUUCUUCACCCGGGAGUAGACCGACGAGAAGAGACGGAACCGAAACACCAAAAAAACAAAAAAAUAAGAGCAGCUUUUUUUUUUUUUAUUUGGUUCCGGAUGGAUUUUUCUUUUUCCUUUUCUCCGUCCUGCGGUAGAUGACAAUCUAUCCGUGCGUGGAUAUGAUCCCCGGGAACAAGGCCGUGCACUGACCUGGUCCAAGUUAGCCAAAAGCUAGCCCCCGGUCCACCGAACGUUGUAUGAAAGGCAGCGAGCCGGCUUCGCGCGUGACAGUCCGCCACGUUCUCCAGAGGCAGCUCGCUCCAUUCCGACCCGAGAGUCACCAUCAAGGCGGAUUAAUUGUGCGUUUAAUGCACUGAGUUUAUCACAGAAGUGUUUCCUUUAACCGAGGAGGAGGAGGAGAAGAUCAAAGAGGAGGAAAGGGCUCCCCCUUACACCCCCGCCCCCCCCUCACGCAGAUUUUGUGGAGUUAUCGCCCUUCUUCCUCAUGAACAUACAGAGGUCAAAUCCAAUUAACAUUUCACGUUAUGGGAGAUCGCGGCACAAAUCGCACGAUUUCGAAGAAUUGUCUUGCUUGAGGACCGCCGAGUCGCACCAGAGCUUCAGCCCCAACCUCGGGUCCCCGAGCCCGCCGGAGACCCCGGACUCCACGCACUGCAUCUCCCGCAUCGGGGACUACCUUUUGUUGGAGCCGCUGGAGGGAGACCACGUUUUCAGAGCCGCCCACCUGCACAGCGGGGAAGAGCUCGUAUGUAAGGUCUUUGAAAUUGGCCGAUACCAGGAGUCACUGGCGGCCUACUUUGCCCUCGGACAGCACCAGCACAUUAACCAGAUCCUGGAGAUCCUGCUCGGCGAGACCAGAGCCUACGUGUUCUUUGAGCGCAGCUAUGGCGACAUGCACUCCUUCGUCCGCACCUGUAAGAAGCUGCGGGAGGACGAAGCUGCCAGACUCUUCUAUCAGAUAGCCUCGGCCGUGGCACAUUGCCACGACAACGGACUGGUCCUCCGCGACCUCAAGCUGAGGAAGUUCGUCUUCAAGAAUGACGACAGGAGCCUGGUGAAGCUGGAGAGCCUCGAGGACACCUACAUCCUGGACGGCCACGACGACUCCCUCUCGGACAAACACGGCUGCCCGGCCUACGUCAGCCCCGAGAUCCUCAACGCCAGCGGCUGCUAUUCGGGGAAGGCGGCGGACGUGUGGAGUCUGGGCGUGAUGCUCUACACCAUCCUGGUGGGGCGCUACCCGUUCCACGACGUGGAGCCGGGCUCUCUGUUCGGCAAGAUCCGCCGGGGCCACUUCAACGUCCCCGAGACGCUCACGCCCAAGGCCAAGUGCCUGAUCCGCUCCAUCCUGCGGCGGGAGCCCGCCGAGCGCCUCACCUCCCGGGAGGUGCUGGAGCACCCGUGGUUCGCCGCCUCCGGAGCGCUGGGGGGGGGCGGCGGCGUGGCGGCGCACGGCAGAGGGGAGAGGGAGCAGGAGCAGAUCGUGCCCGAGGUGAACAUGGAGGAGGAGCUGGAGCAGUUCUUCAGCUGAGCACACACACACACUCAUACACACACACACACACACACAUACGCAAACACACACACACACACACACACACACAUACACACCAAGCACAAAAAAAAAAAAAAGGCAACGGACGACUCGGCCGCGGUCGGCUCGCCGCUCUCACAGCAGAGCCGUAAACAGUAGUUUAGAGAUCAAUAGGUGAACAUUUGUCUCAUAAUAAAGGUGUUUUCAUCCCGUUUCCUCUUUCCACCGUUUUUCUUGGGAAACCUCGAGGCCGGCAUGACAAAAGGCAUCUGUCCGUCACCUGGCGUCCCGCCCGCCAGACAUGCAAGUUGCAAACAAUGUAGCAAGUGUAUGUUGUUUUUUUUUAUUCUGUUUGGUUUAAUGUGGUGAACUUAAAAGUAGACACAUUCACCAUCUUUUCUUUUUUUUUUUUUUUUUUGACACUAUGGGAAGCGGGAAGGGACAAAUGAACCCAGGAAACCACGGAGAGGAAUUCUGAAGGAACUGACAAAGCGCAACCAAACGGCACCUUUUCUCACAAGUUUGGUUCUCCAUGUUUUUGGGGGUUCAUUUUAAGCUUUAGGUUGUAUCAAUUGAAACCACGGACCCAGGGUCAACAACAACAACGACCCCAGGUCGUCAUUAUUUUCCCUCACAGGCGUUUAACUCUUUUGCUUUCAGUCGUCUGUGCGCUUCUGUUUCUCAUAGAUGCGUCCUUUAUUUUAUUUUAUUUUAUUUUUGAAGCAACUCCAGUGUUGGUAGCGUUGCUGAUGUCACUGAGCCUCAACCCUCAACACUUUUUUUUUUGUUUGUUUUUUUUCAUCCACGGCAUCAUGCGCCUAACGGACGAUUCCGCCUCUCGAAAUUAACUUCCUGUUAUUUAAAUUAAUUUUUCAGUUGUAGGAACGAGAACGUAACAUUUAUUUAAAAUGUAACAGCUAUAUAUAUAUAUAUAAUUAUAUAUUAUACAAAUAAAUAUAAAUAUAUAUAUUUAAAUCCACAUUGCAGGGUUUUUCCUUCAGAUUCCUUUUUCAUGUAUGAUGUAGGCAACAUCUGGACACAGGACAGACGCCGAGUGGAAACGAAUGUCUUGUCUGAAGUUUAUGGAAUACAGAAUCUUCUUAGCCAGUAUUCCGCCCCCCCCCCCCCCUCCCUCCCUUCUAACAACCUCCGCCACCCGGUCCCCCUCACUUCUUCUCACAAACUUGAUACGAGAUCUUGAUGGUGUCUCGUGCUCCCGAGUGGGAGCCCGUCGGCGCGUUUUGUCGCGUCUCGAUGUUACUUGAAUUAGUGUUUUUUUUUUUUAAUCUAGUCGUUGGCAUGUGCCCCAUGAAUGCUAUAGCCUGCCUGGGGAGGGGGGGGGGAUUUAUCUACGUUUUUAAGAAAAGUACACAAAGAAACCAUGAAAUUUCUCAAUUUGCAACAUUUUCUGAGUUGCUUCUCAAUACAUAAGUUAAAAAGAUUUUUUUUUUUGGAUUUUGUAGACUGAGCUACCUUUUUAUUUAAGUUGGUGCUGAUUCGGUGCUACUGUUUAGUCCUUUUGUUUGAUGGAGGAGGGUGGUGCAUGGUGGGAUAUCUGCCUCAGAUGUUCUGAUUGUAUCGUAACAGAUUCUGGUGUUUUGUCCGAAUUUAUUCAGUAAAUAAAUUGUGAACUGCU